CACUUAUUUGAUAGAUUAUCUUUCAUUCCAAUUCUGAUUUUUUCCCCCCCUCCUUUUAAACUCUUCUGGUUCCUGUGGCUGAGAUUAAUUUGUUUGUGCAUCUUUUUAUAUCAUGUACGAUGUAACAGUAAUUACUGGAGUUUUGUGGGCUAGAAUUUUAUGCAUAAAAUUGGGUGCUUCAGUGAGCCUUUCACAGUCACGCUCGGGAUUAGGUUUUUAACUUGGCUGUGAAUGUAGUUUAUUUAGUGUUGGACCUUAAAUAUCUUUUUGAUUGUUGGUGAGGGCGUCAGAAACUUCAGAGUAAUAGCAAUAGGAAAAGGGUUUCCCUGCUAAGCUUUUGCAUCCCGUGUUUUCAAGAGGUGAUUAUUUUCUAAUCACCUGCUGGUGAUCUUGAACCCUGAUAAAUAACCAUAAACCCUCUAUCUUAAUGGAAUCUACUGUUGUCCGACUGUUGCUUUCUUCAUUGAAUUUUACCGAGGCUGGCAAUUCACAAGAGCGCGUGUGUUUUGAAUUCUGAAGCAAAUCUUCAUUCAAUUCUUGCCUAUCUCAGAGUUUUGGGAGUUUAUCAGUAUUCUUGUUCUGCUUCAGCUCCUUGGAAUUAGUCACUUUAUACUAGCACUUAUUAUCCAACAUAUCACGCUCAUCCCCACCCGUUAUUUAGCAGAUCACCAAAGUUAAUAGCACUGCUCUCCAUGGGGAUAUUCUAGAAUUGUUUUCCCAUCACGCAAAUCGGAGAAUUUGUGGAAUUUAAGAUGGGUUUAACCUAGAUCUUAGAGCAGUUAGCUAGAAACCUUUUGGUUAUUACUAUAAUAAAACUCUAGUCGGUUCAAGCAAGACUUGAUGACUGUGGAUGAAGUGGGUAGUAGCUCUGUGUGGAGCAGAGAGCAAGAUAAAGCAUUUGAAAAUGCCCUAGCAACUCAUCCUGAAGAUGCAUCAGAUCGAUGGGAGAAGAUUGCAGCUGAUGUACCAGGGAAAACUGUAGAAGAGAUUAAACUUCACUAUGAGCUCUUGGUUGAGGAUCUUAACCAGAUCGAAUCUGGUUGUGUGCCUAUACCUUCUUAUAAUUCUUCUUCAGAGGGGUCAACCAGCCAUGCUAGUGAUGAAGGCUUGGCCAAGAAGGGUUCUGGGCAUUAUAACAGUGAGUCUAAUCAUGGAACUAAGGCUUCAAGAUCAGAUCAGGAACGGCGAAAGGGUAUUGCUUGGACAGAAGACGAACACAGGCUAUUUCUUCUUGGCUUGGAGAAGUAUGGAAAAGGUGACUGGCGAAGUAUAUCUAGGCACUUUGUGGUGACUAGAACGCCCACUCAAGUAGCAAGCCAUGCUCAAAAAUACUUCAUUCGUUUGAACUCGAUGAAUAAAGAUAGAAGAAGAUCCAGUAUACAUGAUAUCACCAGUGUGAACAACGGAGACAUUUCAGCUCCUCAAGGACCCAUCACUGGUCAAACAAAUGGUUCUUCUACAUCCAAUGCUGCUGGGAAGUCAACCAAACAAGCCCCUCAAACUCCAAACGGACCUCCUGGUGUAGGAAUAUAUGGUACUCCAACUAUUGGGCAACCUAUAGGAGGACCCCUUGUCUCUGCAGUGGGCACCCCAGUAAAUCUUCCUGGACCAGCACACAUGGCAUAUGGGGUCCGAGCACCAGUGUCCGGCACAGUUGUUCCCGGUGCCCCAAUGAACAUGGGUCCAAUGCCAUACCCUAUGCCACACACAUCUGCUCAUAGGUGAGGUUCUAGUAUUGGUAUUUUAAGGCCAUAUGUACAAAGAAACAGCAGACUAGCAGGCCUAUUCACUUUAAUUUAAUUCUUUCGCUAGACAGUUGAGUAUAUCAUGCUUGAUCAGUGAUAUUCAAAUAAGCUUAAGCUUCACUACGGUGAAGCACUGGAAUGAAAUGCACAUGAAUCUUUAUCAGCUGCACUAGAGUCCUUGGCAGUCCUGCCACGUGAUACCAUAAAAGGAUUGGUUGCUCUGUAGAUCUUUAAAUUGAUAUUUUGUUCAUAGAAUUUUCUCCUUA
Messenger RNA from Prosopis cineraria, 2011 nucleotides. RefSeq names its product transcription factor SRM1-like. The record is from RefSeq and is a predicted model, not a curated record. The coding region runs from base 841 to 1725 and encodes 294 amino acids. Lineage: Eukaryota; Viridiplantae; Streptophyta; Magnoliopsida; Fabales; Fabaceae. The transcript is spliced from 3 exons. Gene Ontology annotation, molecular function: DNA binding.